AUGGCCCCAGUGCUCAGUGCUCAUCCGCAGGUCACGGCCAGGCUGGUGCUGCUCCUGUCCCUGCUCAGGGUGGCUGCUGCUGGGAAGCUGCUGGUGGUGCCGGUGGAUGGGAGUCACUGGCUCAGCAUGCGGGAAGUGUUGGACCGUCUCUCGGAGAAGGGACACGAAAUAGUCGUUGUUGCACCUGAAACCAAUUUCUACAUAAAGUCAACAAAGAAUUUUGUGAUUAAAUUGUUCCCAGUCACUUUGACAAAGGAAGAGGUGGAUAAACACUUCCAGACAUUUGUAGAAGAUGUACUUGGUGAAGGAUCUUUUCUGGAAAGGACUCUUAAAAUAUAUCAAAGUACGAAAAGACUCGCUGAUUUUUCCGUCUCUGGCUGCGCACACUUACUGCACAACAAAGAGGUUGUCAGGGAUCUCGAGAAGAUCAAGUUUGACGCUGUCCUUACAGAUCCUGUGAUACCCUGUGGGCAGAUACUGGCCGAGCAUCUUUCACUCCCUUCUGUGUUCUUUUUGUGAGAAACACCGUGUGGUUUGGAUUUUGAAGGCACUCAGUGUCCCAAUCCCCCUUCUUAUGUCCCCAGGGCAUUUACAGACCUGACAGACCACAUGAACUUCCUCCAGCGGGUGAAGAACCAAAUCUUUGACAUCCUAAACUAUUUUCUCUGUCAUUUUGUCUAUCAACCCUACGCACAACUGGCUUCUGAGUUCCUCCAGCGGGAUGUGACUGUGCCAGAUCUCUUACGCCACGGCUCUGUUUGGCUCAUGAGGUUAGAUUUUGUGUUAGAUUAUCCAAGACCUUUGAUGCCCAACGUAAUUUUCAUUGGAGGAGUAAACUGCGCUCACAAGAAGCUUCCUCAGGUGGGUGAUGCUCUGGUUUUCAUUCUUGCUCUGGAUUUCCUCCUUGAAAAGCGUCCAGCCUUCCUGGGCUCCUUUGCCCUUUACAACUGCCUCCCAAGGGACUUUACUGACCACUCUUCUCAACAGUCCAGAGUCACCCUCCAGAAGCCCCAGGUGGCAGUUCUGCUGACCCUGCUCCUCGCUUCUCCAAGAAUCGAGAAUUGUCUCAUUUCAUGA
This is a messenger RNA of Antrostomus carolinensis (chuck-will's-widow), 1077 nucleotides long. Its product is annotated as UDP-glucuronosyltransferase 1-1. NCBI's taxonomy places the organism in Eukaryota, Metazoa, Chordata, Aves, Caprimulgiformes, Caprimulgidae. Gene Ontology annotation, molecular function: UDP-glycosyltransferase activity. The transcript is spliced from 2 exons. The record is from RefSeq and is a predicted model, not a curated record.